UUUUCAUCGUCAUCCGACAUCCCGCAAGUAAUCCGGAAAUGGCCCAGACAUAAUGUUAUCGUACCAAGUCGUUCCGUGCAUUCUCGAAUUGUUGUCGAAUUGUAUAUAUAUUAACUGGUUGAAGUUGUUCGACGCCAUAGUUAUAGGUCGAUCGCGGACGACGUAUUCAAUUUUAUAUUUAAAUUUAAUAUGUGAAAUGAUUUAUGUAGUGGCAGAAAGAUUAAAAACACAAAAGAUUCAAAUAGACAAAUCUAAAUUAGUUCUUAAUGACAUAAUUGCUGCCUCACUUAACUGUCCAUUUUUAUUUGUACCAACAUCUAUCAUUAACAAAGAUGUUUUAGAUAAAAGUAUAUGUUGUGCGGUUCAUUCUUCAAUUAUGCGACUUAAUGAUUCUAGUAUGGAAAAAUUAAUGGGUUUGAUAGAAACUUCUGUUAAAAUGCAAAUGUUCUCUAGUAAUGGUCCGAGGCAAGUAUUACUAGUAACAUUGAAUCAUUUAGAUUCUAUCCGUGAAUUGGCAAGCACUCAUCAAUUGAAACAAAGUGUAGAUAUCAUUCAACAUAAUUUUUAUCAAACUUUUGAGAAAAUGACUAAUGGAGAAAUUAUGAGAAUGCGUUAUGCAAUGUUGAACUAUUUGCAAGAUAUACAUGUCAAAGUUACCAUAUUUAUUAAAGAAGGUUUACAGCGAUAUAAUGGGUCAUUUGUUUCAGUAGGAAAAUGGGUGAUACCAUAUGGAUGUGAAGCUCCAGGUGUUAUAAGAGUAUUCAAUAAAAAUAGUACUCUUAUUGACAUCAGUACAUUUCAUCCAAUAUCAUUUUAUAAAGUGGAAACCGAAAUAGGUUCAAUUAAGCCUAAUAGUCCUCGUAUCACAACUCUUGGGCUUUCAAUAUUUAAUAUUAAUAAAAAUAUUAAUCAAUCAUUAGAAGAAACGUCAGAUCCAUUAUUUAAUGGACAAACUAGUCGUGAUGGAUAUAGACAAGAGAUGGAUCUUUUUGUUACACAACUGAUGGGAAGUGAUAAUGAUAAUGAAGAAAUAGAUAAUUUGGAUCUAGAAAUAUUAGAAACUCCAUUAAAUAUAAAUGAAAGCAAAGAAGAAGAAAAAAUGUCAAAACACAAAAUUUUAGAUUUCAGUCAAAUUACUAACAAUUUGUCUUUACAAAAUAUAAGAGCUGGAAUGGAUGAUUCGGUUUCAAGACAAACAGAAGAUUUACUAAACAUGAUGCAGUUAUUAGAUUUAGAAUAAUUACCUAUUGAGAUUUUAAUCAUAAAGAUUGUUUCGUUCCAGAUCUCUAAAUUCUAAAAUAUAAGUUUUAAGUCGUAGUUUAAGUAUUUCACGACAAAUUUCUUGACUAUGAUCUGGAUUUAUAAUGCCCAUACGAUACAGUUGAUUUUCAUUAAUUCUUAUCAAAGCACGUCCAAUUAUUUCAUGCUGAAAAUAAAUAAUGAUAUAAAGAUUAGU
Messenger RNA from Rhopalosiphum maidis (corn leaf aphid), 1456 nucleotides. RefSeq names its product protein OSCP1-like. The transcript has 7 exons. Lineage: Eukaryota; Metazoa; Arthropoda; Insecta; Hemiptera; Aphididae. Gene Ontology annotation, biological process: transport. Bases 53 to 1240 code for a protein of 395 amino acids. The record is from RefSeq and is a predicted model, not a curated record. Gene Ontology annotation, cellular component: plasma membrane; cytoplasm.